Molecule: messenger RNA, 4298 nt
Organism: Notolabrus celidotus (New Zealand spotty)
Lineage: Eukaryota; Metazoa; Chordata; Actinopteri; Labriformes; Labridae
Gene: fgfr1a
Product: fibroblast growth factor receptor 1a
Biological process (GO): fibroblast growth factor receptor signaling pathway; protein phosphorylation; positive regulation of cell differentiation
Cellular component (GO): signaling receptor complex; membrane
Molecular function (GO): ATP binding; fibroblast growth factor receptor activity; fibroblast growth factor binding
Source: RefSeq, a predicted model, not a curated record
AGGAUGCGCAUACCCUCAGAUUUAAGGGGGGAGGUUUGGAGCAGCCCGGACUCUCGUUGUUAAACAGCAUUUCUCCGCCAGGAAUGGUCCAAACACUUUCCAGGAUUGAUUUAACUACAUAUCUUUGGCUAAAACAAAACGACUCACAACAUUUUGUGUGCGGACAUUUUGUCAAAGAGAGUUGAACAACUUUAGGACUCAGUUUUCGGAGGUGAGGGGAUUCAUUUCAUCGCGUUUUGGGAUAAAGGGACUACAUACAAACCAGCGCACAGGCUACACUCGGUGUUUCUCUGUUCAGGUUAGCGAAGUGAGAGAAAACAAACUUGACGAAGAAAAGAAACGAAACCCGGUGUUUGUGUUUCGAAAAAGCAAAGUUAACACCGUGUGGGAAGUUUCUUUUUUUUCUUCACCGCUCGGUUGAUUAUUGGGGUUUCUCCGGAGUUCGGGACAUUCUUUCCCUCUGUCGCAGAAGUUUGGCUGAAAUAUGCGCAAACUUGUUGGCAAAACUUGAAAAGCUUGGAGUAAGUGAGCUUUGUAAACGGGCCACUCGUUUUUAAGUGGACAUACAGUUUUGGAGGACGCUUUUAUUCUGCAUCCAAUCUCAGCUCGGGAGUCUUCCUCAUCUGAACAACACUGGCUGUUCCUCAGCCCACCGACACUAAGUCGAGCACUGCUAAUGCCCUGCUGCUGAUGCCCCGUGGGUCUGAAUGGAGUUCAAGUCGCAGAAAAGCCAGCGGAUGUAGCUCCCUCAGCAGGAUGCUGAUGAGGCCAAGUUUACUUCUGUUUCUGACCUUAUUUUGUCAAGUUUUAAGGACGCAGUGCCGGCCUGGCAAAAGUGAUGAAGUCUGGGUGGAAGCCCCGCCAGAGCAGUUCACGCUCUACCCCGGGACUCGUCUGGAUCUGAGCUGCUCUGCCAAGGACUCCCUCCAGGCGGUCAACUGGACCAAAGACCACGUUGCACUUGUGAAUGGAGAGCACACCCGCAUUCACAACGACCAGCUGGAGAUCGAGAGUGUGGAGCUGACCGACUCCGGUCUGUACAUCUGCACCAGCUCCGACAAUCACAGUGUCUUCUUCAACGUCACAGUUGAUCCCCUGGCCUCCAGUGAGGAUGAUGAUGAAGAUGAAGAGUCCUCAUCAGAGGAACACAAACUGUUGGGCAGUCAGAAGCUGAUGCCGAUGGCCCCACAAUGGGCUUUUCCGGAGAAAAUGGAGAAAAAGCUUCAUGCCGUUCCAGCCAGUAAGACCGUGAAGUUUCGAUGUCAGGCCAACGGCAACCCGACUCCCACUCUGAAAUGGUACAAGAACAGCAAGGAGUUCAAGAGAGACCAUCGCAUCGGAGGCUUCAAGGUCCGUGACCAUAUGUGGACCAUCAUCAUGGAGUCUGUAGUCCCCUCUGACAAGGGAAACUACACCUGUGUGGUGGAAAACCAGUAUGGCAGCAUCAACCACACAUACCAGCUGGAUGUAGUCGAGCGCUCUCCCCACAGGCCAAUCCUCCAGGCUGGUCUGCCGGCUAAUCGCACUGCAGUGGUUGGCAGCGACGUGGAGUUUGAGUGUAAGGUGUUCAGCGACCCUCAGCCUCAUAUUCAGUGGUUGAAGCAUAUCGAGGUCAACGGGAGCAGAGUUGGUCCUGAUGGGUUGCCGUACGUCCGAAUUCUUAAGACCGCUGGCCUUAACACCACGGACAAGGAAAUGGAAGUCCUCCAACUGAGAAAUGUGUCUUUUGAUGACGCUGGGGAGUAUACCUGCUUGGCGGGCAAUUCUAUCGGGUUCUCUCAUCACUCUGCAUGGUUGAACGUUUUUGAAGCUGUCCCACACUAUCCCCCAGCCAACCACACCUACCUGGAGGUUGUCAUCUACUGCGUGGGCUUCUUUUUCAUCGCCGUCAUGAUCGCCAUUGUAAUCAUCGUUAAGAUUCGCACCUCCUCGAAGAAGAGCGACUUCAACAGCCAGCUGGCUGUCCACAAGUUGGCCAAAAGCAUCCCAUUGCGCAGACAGGUGUCUGUUGACUCUAGCUCCUCCAUCCACUCUGGAGUGAUGCUGGUUCGUCCCUCCCGUAUUUCAUCCAGCGGAUCCCCGAUGCUGUCGGGGGUGUCUGAGUAUGAACUUCCACAAGAUCCACGCUGGGAGCUUCCUCGAGACAGACUUGUUCUUGGGAAGCCGCUGGGUGAAGGCUGCUUUGGUCAGGUGGUGAUGGGAGAGGCGCUGGGCCUCGACAAAGAGAAGCCAAACCGUGUGACUAAAGUGGCAGUCAAAAUGUUGAAAUCUGACGCCACAGAGAAAGACCUGUCAGACCUGAUUUCAGAGAUGGAGAUGAUGAAGAUCAUUGGGAAGCACAAGAACAUCAUUAAUCUGCUGGGAGCCUGCACACAGGAUGGUCCUCUGUACGUGAUAGUAGAGUACGCAUCCAAAGGAAACUUGCGGGAGUACCUGCGAGCUAGGCGCCCACCAGGCAUGGAGUACUGCUACAACCCGGACCAGGUACCUGUGGAAAACAUGUCCAUCAAAGACCUGGUGUCCUGUGCUUACCAAGUGGCCCGCGGCAUGGAGUAUUUAGCUUCCAAAAAGUGCAUCCACAGAGAUCUUGCAGCUCGUAAUGUUCUGGUUACAGAGGACAACGUGAUGAAGAUUGCUGACUUUGGCCUGGCUAGAGAUAUCCACCACAUUGAUUACUAUAAGAAAACCACCAAUGGUCGUUUACCAGUCAAGUGGAUGGCUCCCGAGGCUCUUUUUGACCGGAUAUACACGCACCAAAGCGAUGUCUGGUCAUUUGGGGUGCUACUUUAGAUCUUCACUCUUGGAGGCUCUCCAUAUCCUGGUGUGCCUGUGGAGGAGCUGUUUAAGCUGCUGAAGGAAGGACACCGCAUGGACAAGCCCUCAACGUGCACUCAUGAACUGUACAUGAUGAUGAGGGACUGCUGGCACGCUGUCCCCUCUCACAGACCAACAUUCAAACAGCUGGUGGAGGACUUAGAUCGCUCCCUGGCCAUGACAUCCAACCAGGAGUAUUUGGAGCUCUCUGUGCCUCUGGACCAAUACUCCCCCAGCUACCCGGACACCCGCAGCUCCACCUGCUCCUCUGGCGAGGACUCUGUCUUCUCCCAUGACGCCGGAGCUGAGGAGCCAUGCCUGCCAAAGUUCCCUCCUCAUUCUAACGGGGCAGCCAUUAAGAAACGCUGAUACCUCAUCUUCAUGCAGACAAACAUUGACACUUCCUCUGCUCCCUGCCUCACGGGGUCGGACUCUUCCCCACAUUCCCAGAGAUGAAGCUAAAAAAUACUGGUGCUCUGUGAGAAAGGAGCUCAGAGGACACAUCGGAGAACAUGUCGGAUCACAUGGACUGAAAAAGCAAGCAGAUUCACGGUUCUUGGUGGUGACGAUGUUUUUAUGGGGCACUUUGCAUUAAUGGGAGCGGCAGUUUGUCAGUGUCAGAAAAAAGCUCCCUCUCUUGUCUCCACUUGGGCAUUCCUCAAGUCAGGAGAAUCUGAAAAAGACUGACUGUGAUUGUGUCAGGUUACGUUUGUUUUGUUGUUUUUCUGCCCUUAGCGGUUAUUUCAUCAGUAAAUGUUCUGCAUUUCAGACCAAAUCCAGAAAAAAAUUUAACCAGCAGUGCUCCAUUCACUCUCUUCUUGUAAAUACAGUUAGAAAAUUAUAAAUAUGAAUAUAUAUUUACAUUGUACUCUUAUUUUUAUUACCAUAAUUGAUUUAUUUCUUUUGUACAAGGAUGCUUUUGUUUAUCUAUUUUUAAUAGUCUGUAGGGGCAGUUGUUACAUGAGAAUAUCUUAAAAAUUGCUGAGGAUGAAAUGGCCAGUUUGUUUUUGCUUCCCCUAAAUUUACUGCGUAAUCAUGGAUGGAGAAAUAUAUAUUGGGUUUUCUAUUUUUUAACUGUAAGUGCUUUUUAUGACACAACCUAAAGAAAUGGAUUUAUGAAAACACGUGUUGACUGUGUGUCUGUGUAUGCGGCUGACUGACUGUGUGCGUGUGUAUGCGGCUGACUGUGUGUGUGUGUAUGUGUGUGUGGAUAAUCUGUCUUGUUUCCAUUCAAGAUUGUUCAUUUAUUUUAAGGAUGGUCACAACUGUAAAUAUUCCAGGUUGUACACCAUGCUCGCUAGCAUCCUUCAGUCAACAUCAUGCACUUCCACUGUGCAUGCCUUCCAUGUGAUGAACUUUAUCUUCUACUGUAAAUGCUUUAACAGGAGUUACAUUUGCUGCCAUAUAACUUCUGAUGAAGGGUUUCAGAACACGUAUGUCAUCGUAAAAGGAUUACAUUAAAUAAAAUGCUAUUGAAAAACAAA